GCAGAUGGUCCACCCCCUCUUCCUCCUCCUGCCCCAGGCUGAAAACCUCCACGACUUUCCCGUCUCCCAGCCCAGAGCCCCGAGUCCGUUCACUGUGGCGACAACGGUGGCAGAGUGGGUCUUCGGGGGCAGAGGUGGCGAGGCCCCCGGGAGGGGUGGAGCGCGGAGGAGGCUGCGGUCCCGCCUCCCGCGCCGCAGGGCCGGGUGUUCGGAGCGCGGCCCUGGUCCCCGCAGGCGCGACAAGGGGCGCCCGGCGAGCCCAGUGGUUAGCGAUGCUGCUGCUGCGGUCGUCGCUGCUGCUGCUGCUGCUGCUGCUGGGGGCGCCGCGUGGCUGCGCUGAGGGCGCGGCGGCGACGCCCACCCCCGAGCGGGUCCUCGAGUGGCAGGAUAAAGGAAUAUUCAUUAUCCAAAGUGAGAGUCUCAAGAAAUGCAUUCAAGCCGGUAAAUCUCUACUGACCCUGGAGAACUGCAAGCAGCCAAACAAGCACAUGCUGUGGAAAUGGGUUUCAAACCACCACCUCUUUAACGUAGGAGGCAGCGGUUGCCUGGGCCUGAAUUUAUCAAAUCCAGAGCAGCCAUUAAGCUUAUAUGAAUGUGAUUCCACCCACGUAUCCUUGGGGUGGCGCUGUAACAGGAAGACGAUCACAGGCCCGCUGCGGUACAUGGUCCAGGUGAAGCACGACAACACGGUGGUGGCCUCGUGGAAAUAUCUUCAUAAGUGGAUUUCCUAUAUGUCAGGUGGUGGAGACAUUUGCGAGCAUCCGCACAAAGAUUUGUAUACAAUCAAAGGGAAUGCCCACGGGAUGCCAUGUGUGUUUCCCUUCCAGUAUAACCAUCAGUGGCAUCACGAAUGCACCCGGGAAGGUCGGGAUGACAACUUACUGUGGUGUGCCACGACAAGCCGAUAUGAAAGAGAUGAAAAGUGGGGAUUUUGCCCAGAUCCCACCUCUGCAGGAGUCGGUUGUGAUGCCAUCUGGGAGAAGAACCUGGAUUCACACAUUUGCUACCAAUUCAACCUGCUGUCAUCUCUUUCUUGGAGUGAGGCACAUUCUUCAUGCCACAUGCAAGGAGGUGCUUUGUUAAGCAUUGCGGACGAAACUGAAGAAAAUUUCAUAAGGAAGCACAUGAGUGGUGAUGCGGUAGAAGCGUGGAUAGGUCUGAACCAGCUGGACGACCGGGCUGGCUGGCAGUGGUCCGAUGGAACUCCGCUCAACUAUCUUAACUGGAAUCCAGAGAUACAUUUUGAGCCAUUUGUUGAAUAUCACUGUGGAACAUUUAAUUCACUUUUGCCAAGUGCCUGGAGGAGUCGGGAUUGUGAAUCUACCUUACCAUAUAUAUGUAAAAAACAUCUAAACCACACUGAUCACGAAAUAGUUGAAAAAGAUGCUUGGAAAUAUCAUGCUACCCACUGUGAGCCUGGGUGGAAUCCCUACAAUCGUAAUUGCUACAAACUUCGGAAAGAAGAAAAGACCUGGAACGAGGCUCUGCAUUCUUGCCAGUCUGAUAACAGUGCAUUAAUAGACAUUGUUUCAUUAGCAGAGGUGGAGUUUUUUGUAACCCUCCUUGGAGAUGAAAAUGUAUCAGAAACAUGGAUUGGUUUGAGCAGCAAUAAAAUUCCAGUUUCCUUUGAAUGGUCUACUGGCUCUUCAGUCAUCUUUACUAACUGGCACAUGCUUGAGCCCCAAAUUUCUCCAAAUAGAAGCCAGCUAUGUGUCUCAGCAGAGCAAUAUGAAGGACACUGGAAAGUUAAAAACUGUGAAGAAACACUUUUUUACAUUUGUAAAAAAGCAGGCCGCGUCCUUUCUGACACUGAAUCAGGAUGUCAAGAGGGAUGGGAGAGACACGGUGGGUUCUGUUACAAAAUUGACACAGUUCUUCGAAGCUUUGACCACGCUUCCAGUGGUUAUUACUGUCCUCCUGCGCUUGUAACCAUUGCAAACAGGUUUGAACAGGCUUUUAUUACCAGUUUGAUCAGUAGUGUGGCAAAAACAAAGGACAGUUAUUUUUGGAUAGCUCUUCAAGACCAAAAUGAUACAGGAGAGUACACUUGGAAGACAGCAGGGCAGACGUCCGAGCAGGUGCGGUACACGCACUGGAACGUGCAUCAGCCCCGCUACAGCGGUGGCUGUGUUGCCAUGCGAGGAAGUCAUCCGCUUGGUCGCUGGGAAGUAAAGGACUGCAGACGCUUUAAGGCAAUGUCCCUGUGCAAGCAGCCAGUCGAAAGCCGGGAGAAAACCGAGCAUGAGGAGAGAUGGCCCUUCCACGCCUGCUAUUUGGACUGGGAGUCAGAGCCCGGUCUGGCCAGUUGCUUCAAGGUUUUUCAUAGUGAAAAAGUCCUGGGGAAAAGAACAUGGAGAGAAGCUGAAGCAUUUUGUGAAGAAUUUGGGGCUCAUCUUGCAAGCUUUGCCCACAUUGAGGAAGAGAACUUUGUGAAUGAGCUCUUACAUUCAAAAUUUAAUCGGACAGAGCAAAGGCAGUUCUGGAUUGGAUUCAAUAAAAGAAACCCACUGAAUGCUGGCUCUUGGGAGUGGUCUGAUGGAACGCCUGUUGUCUCUUCAUUUUUAGACAAUAUUUAUUUUGAAGAAGAUGCAAGAAAUUGUGCUGUGUAUAAGGCAAAUAAAACAUUGCUGCCCCUGCACUGUGGUUCCAAACGCGAGUGGAUAUGCAAAAUUCCAAGAGAUGUGAGACCCAAGAUUCCAUCCUGGUACCAGUAUGAUGCACCCUGGCUCUUCUAUCAGGACGCAGAAUACCUUUUUCACACCUAUGCCUCAGAAUGGUCCUCCUUUGAGUUUGUCUGUGGCUGGCUGCGCAGUGAUCUUCUCACAAUUCAUUCUGCACGUGAGCAAGAAUUCAUCCACAGCAAAAUAAAAGCGCUAUCCAAGUAUGGUGCAAAUUGGUGGAUUGGACUUCAAGAAGAAAGAGCCAAUGAUGAAUUUCACUGGAGAGAUGGAACACCAGUAAUAUACCAGAACUGGGACAAAGGGAGAGAAACAUCUGUGAAUAAUCAAAGCCAGAGAUGUGGCUUCAUUUCUUCCAUAACAGGACUCUGGGGUAGUGAAGAGUGUUCACUUUCUAUGCCUAGUAUCUGUAAACGAAAGAAGAUUUGGGUCAUAGAGAAAGAGAACGAUACGCCAAAACGACAUGGAACCUGUCCCAAGGGAUGGCUAUAUUUUAACUAUAAGUGCCUUUUGAUAAAUAUCCCCAAAGACCCAAGCAAUCAGAAGAACUGGACACGUGCUCGAGAUUUCUGUGUUGAAGAAGGAGGGACAUUGGUCGCCAUUGAAAGUGAAGUGGAGCAAGCUUUCAUUACUAUGAAUCUUUUUGGCCAGACCACUAAUGUGUGGAUAGGAUUACAAAAUGAUAAUUAUGAAAAAUGGUUAAAUGGAAAGCCUGUGGCAUAUUCUAACUGGUCUCCAUUUGAUGUAGUAAAUAUUCCAAGUCAUAACACCAAUGAAGUUCAAAAACAUAUUCCUCUCUGUGCCUUGCUGUCAAAUAAUCCUAAUUUUCAUUUCACUGGAAAAUGGUAUUUUGAAGACUGUGGAAAAGAAGGCUAUGGGUUUGUUUGUGAAAAAAUGCAGGAUACUUCCGGACAUGGUGUAAAUACAUCUGAUAUGUAUCCAAUUCCCAGUACCUUAGAAUACGGAAACAGAACUUACAGAAUAAUUAAUGCAAAUAUGACUUGGUAUGCAGCAAUAAAAACCUGCCUGAUGCAUGGAGCAGAACUGGUCAGCAUUGCAGACCAGUAUCACCAGUCCUUCCUCACAGUGGUCCUCAACCGGCUAGGACACGCCCACUGGAUUGGGCUGUUCACUGAAGAUAAUGGUCUUAAUUUUGACUGGUCAGAUGGCACCAAAUCCUCUUUCACUUUUUGGAAAGACGAGGAGUCAUCCUUCCUUGGUGACUGUGUUUUUGCUGACACCAGUGGACGCUGGCAUAGCACAGCCUGCGAGUCAUUCCUGCAAGGUGCCAUUUGUCAUGUGCCCACUGAAACAAGACCACUUGAACACCCAGAAUUGUGCUCGGAAACAUCUAUUCCCUGGAUAAAAUUUAAAAGUAAUUGCUACAGUUUUUCUACAGUCCUAGACAGUACGAGUUUUGAGGCUGCUCAUGAAUUUUGCAAAAAGGAAGGAUCUAAUCUUUUAACAAUCAAGGAUGAGGCUGAAAAUGCAUUUCUCCUAGAAGAGCUUUUUGCUUUUGGUUCUUCUGUCCAGAUGGUUUGGUUGAAUGCUCAAUUUGAUAGUAACAAUGAAACCGUCCAGUGGUUUGACGGAACUCCCACAGACCAGGCAAACUGGGGCAUUCGGGAGCCAGCCACGGACCACUUCAAGCCCCAUCAGUGUGUUGCCCUAAGGAUCCCCGAAGGAGUGUGGCAGUUAUCCCCCUGUCAAGAAAAAAAGGGCUUUAUAUGUAAAAUGGAGGCAGAUAUUCACACUAUAAAGGAGCAUCCAGGAAAAGCACCAACUCACAGCGUCGUUCCUCUUGCAGUGGCACUGGCCCUAAUAAUCACACUGGCCGUUUCCACACUUGCCUUCUGCAUAUGCAAGCAGAAUAGUGGCUUCUUCAGGAGACUUGCGGGGUUUGGGAGUCCUUACUAUCCUACAACCAACUUAAGUACAGUACAUUUAGAAGAAAAUAUUCUCAUUUCUGAUCUUGAGAAGAAUGACCAAUAAUCACAAAGUCAGAGAAUGUCACAGCUGUGAGGAUGAGUAAAGAAGACAAAAUGGGGCUUCUCUUCCGUAUUUCCCUUCAUAGAGCAGAUGCCAUUGGAAUGUGAAUUGGGUCCCUAUUUUAAUUAUUCUUGAAGUGAUUUAAGAGUUUUGAAUUGUAACCAAAUUAGAUGGGCUUUGGUUUAUUCCUUUCCCUAAACUGUGAUCCAUUCUUAAAAAGGAACUUAUACAGUGGUCAUUAUUCAGAAAGACAAGAACUGUUAAAAGAAACUCCCUCUCGAAAACUCUCAAACUAAUGUGAAUAAUAGUUUUUGCAUUAAUAUAUUUCCGCUAAAAUUUUUUGGGAAUUUUAAAACUAAUCUGGUAGCUAUUCGUACAUUUGCCUACACUCAUUCCAUUCAGAGAGAGAGAAGAAAAGCCAAAAAAUACAUAUAUACAUAUAUUUAAUAUUUGUACAUAAGAGGAAAAGGAAAGGCUUCUGAGAGGUUUCCUGUUUGUUUAAUUCAAUUUUUAAUAGCAGGAUUUGAAAAAUACUAAUUUCUAAGCUUGAGGGUCACAGGUUCUGGGCUCUAAACCAAUAUGUAAGGUGACAUUUGUUUUUAUUAGGUCUGACUUCUCAAGCUAAAGGAGAGUAAAACAUGCCUUUCUUUAAACAGUAAGGCUCUUGGUUAGCAGCACACUUUCAUAAGCAACCACACAGUUAAAAUGUGGCCUUAAACUCAGUUACUAAAUGAUGACAAAGUUUGAUAUUUAAAAAUGUUUUGCAGAUAAGCUUAAAGGAAUAUAUUGGGAUUUUAAUCCUGCUAAAACUCAUGGACUUCAUUAAAAACUAAAGAUAUAAGAUAAUAUAUAAGACUCAACCAAAAGAUAUAAAGUAUAACUUGAAUUUAAUAGGGAAAAAUUAAAGAUCUGAAUAACUAGAGGAUAUAUUGAGAAGCACUAAAUAAAUUACUCUGUAAUAGUACUUUAGAUACUUUAUUAUAUAAAUGAGUUUAUUUUAGGUGUUCUAUUUUAGUAAACCAUGAUUUCUGGGAACCAUCUCCUUUUAUAUUAGACUAGUUGGUGCAGUUGGUAAGCAAUAAUUUAAAGUAUAACACUGUAAAUUUUUAAAAAUCACAGAUUUUAUCUUCCUCCAUUAAUUUCUUAUCAAGAAAAAUGGCUCCAUAAUCAAUAUGCAAAAGUUUACUCAUUACAUAAACAUUUAUUGAGUUGUGAUUAAGAACCAAGUGCUAUUCUAGAAACAGGGGUACUCGAGUGAGCAGGUCAGUUAGGUCUCUGUUUUCAUGGCACUUGUUGUCUAAUGAGGAAGAGCUGACAGUAACCACCAGUAAAUGCAUAAGAAAUACAAAGAAAUGCAUCCAUAGAAAAUAGCAGGUGUUUAUUACAAAUUAAGUAAGGUCCUGUGAUAGAAGGAAACUGAGGAGACCUGGGAGCCUUCCUGAGAGUGUACAUUUUAAUUAUUACAACCAACUGCCUCAAAACUGGUGGCCACUAGUCAUGAGGGGGAGCUCCAAGAGAAAGAGGAAUGAAUCUGUAAAUGGCAAACCAUCAUCAUUAGAAGUAUAGUUUGAAGAGCACGCACUGUGAAUGGAGCCCUGGCGGCCUGAAACAGUUACUACAGCUUCCAAAUGCCGCACUUUGCUACUGCUCCAUUGUUUACACACUGGGACAAUCUACCUUCAUAUUUUCUUUUAAGUCUUGGCACUUCAUUUUUUUAAGAUAUCAUAUUAUGUGGCAGUUGUAUAUUUAUGACUCAAAAAAAUAAUUGACUUGAACUAACCAGAUGGUAUAAAAGCCCAGUUUAACAAUCUGUCAAGAAAAAUUAAAGUUCUGUUCCUUUCAGUGGACUUGGAAAAACUGCUGAUCAAUUAGCCUUCCAGUAUUAAUAUAUAGUUACACAUACAUUUAUACACAUACACAAUUUGACAAAUAUGUCAUUAGGAAAGUGGUUUUGCUCAAAGACACUGUAUUGCCUAUCACUGUUCCAUACUUUGAUAUUUAGUGUUGAACCACAUCUCCAGAGAAUCUGUCCCAGUGGACAAGUCAUGCACUCCUUGCCAUUAUUGAAAUUGCAGAAAUAGAAAGUAUUUUUCAAACUUUUUUCCACAUUAUCUAUUUUUAACCGGAGCUAGAUUUUAUAGCUAGAACAUGAAAAGAAAAAAAGUAGCAGGAUCACAAACUCACACAUAAUUAAUGUAUCCCCCCAAUCAAUUAUUUUCUAUGACUAACCUGAGCAUCUUUAUAGACUCCGGGUAAUGGAAAAUCUUGGAUUUUUCCAAUUAACUGUAUCUUGGGCUCUUCCAAUUACGACAGUCUUUUUUCAAGUUAAAUGUUUCUUCUUUUGAAAGUUCCACUCCCUAUCAAAAAGAGGGAUAAACUGAAUAUUUAAAUUAA
Messenger RNA from Lemur catta (Ring-tailed lemur), 7061 nucleotides. It is a transcript of the gene PLA2R1, whose product is annotated as phospholipase A2 receptor 1. The coding region runs from base 273 to 4670 and encodes 1465 amino acids. Lineage: Eukaryota; Metazoa; Chordata; Mammalia; Primates; Lemuridae. Gene Ontology annotation, molecular function: signaling receptor activity. Gene Ontology annotation, cellular component: plasma membrane; signaling receptor complex. The record is from RefSeq and is a predicted model, not a curated record. The transcript has 30 exons.